This is a messenger RNA of Ictidomys tridecemlineatus (thirteen-lined ground squirrel), 2359 nucleotides long. NCBI's taxonomy places the organism in Eukaryota, Metazoa, Chordata, Mammalia, Rodentia, Sciuridae. The record is from RefSeq and is a predicted model, not a curated record.
CAACCCUGUUGAACCUUUUGAAAAAACUCUGGUUUGCUCAGACUAAAUUGCCUGGGAUGGAGGAUAAAAGUCAAGAUGUGUGGGGGAGGAUCAGCAGUAAUCAGAUUCUGGAUAUAUUCUGACAUUAGAGACAGUAGAAUCAGGAGGCUGUUGAAUUAUCUGUGGAAGAGGUGAUUAGAGUCUAAACUGAAAUUGGGUUAGUGAUGAUGGAGAAGACAGAUUAAAGAAAUAAGAGCCAAGGUAAAUAAGUACAUCUCUAAGUUCUCCUGUGUGGCUUUGUUUGCAGAAGAGUUGAUGAGUUGAUUGCUUGUUUGCUUUAAAAAAAUCUGUUUCCUCAACCCUUUCUUUAGAAAAGAGAGCCUUGUCCAACUUAUGGCAUGAAAAUCCAUACCAAGAAUUCGAGUAAUUGGGAGAGACGGUAGAAGGUUGUGAUGAGGUCAGGUGUUUCGUGGGACUCCCUCCCAGAUGAGCUGCUCCUGGGGAUCUUCUCUUGCCUCUGCCUCCCCGAUCUGCUGAAAGUCUCCGGCGUUUGUAAGAGGUGGUACUGCCUCGCGUUUGAUGAAUCUCUCUGGCAAACCCUGGACCUCACAGGUAAAAAUCUGCACCCAGAUGUGAUUGUUCGUCUGCUGUCUCGAGGCGUGGUGGCCUUCCGCUGCCCCCGAUCAUUUGUGGACCAACCCUUGGUUGAACAUUGCAGCCCUUUUCGUGUCCAGCACUUGGAUCUGUCUAACUCAGUUAUAAACGUAUCUACCCUCCAUGGCAUUCUGUCUCAGUGCUCCAAGUUGCAGAAUCUAAGCCUGGAAGGCCUCCAGCUUUCUGAUCCCAUUGUCAAUAAUCUUGCGCAGAACUCAAAUUUAGUACGACUCAACCUUUGUGGGUGUGCUGGAUUUUCUGAGUCUGCCCUGAAGACUCUGCUAAGCAGCUGUUCCAGACUGGAUGAGCUGAACCUCUCCUGGUGCUAUGAGUUCACUGAAAAGCACGUGCAGGUGGCUGUCGCACAUGUGUCAGAGACCAUCACCCAGUUGAAUCUUAGUGGCUACCGAAAGAAUCUUCAGAAAUCAGAUGUCUCUACCUUAGUCAGAAGAUGCCCCAACCUUGUCCAUCUGGACUUAAGUGACAGUGUCAUGCUAAAGCAUGACUGCUUUCCAGAAUUUCUCCAGCUCAACUACCUCCAACACCUGUCACUCAGUCGGUGCUAUGAUAUAAUUCCUGAAACUCUACUUGAACUUGGAGAAAUUCCCACACUAAAAACACUACAAGUUUUUGGAAUUGUGCCAGAUGGUACCCUUCAACUGUUACGGGAAGCCCUUCCUCAUCUGCAAAUUAAUUGCUCCUAUUUCACCACCAUUGCCAGGCCAACUGUCGGAAACAAAAAGAACCAGGAGAUAUGGGGCAUCAGGUGCCGACUGACACUGCAAAAGCCCAGCUGUCUAUGAAAUUAUUUCUUGUAGGAUAGUGUCUCCUCUUCCUUUGGAAUGGGGAAAGUAGGCAGGAAGCCCAAUUACUGAGCACUGGGCUAGUUUUUAUUAUUCGUUUUCCCUUAACCUUUAUCCUGCAAGUAAAUUAGGAAACCAUUUUCAAGGGAAAACAAUGAAGUGUUGCCUUUUUUUUAAAUAACUAUAAAAGUUUCUGUCAACGCUAUGCCCUUAAGAACCUAAGUUGUAGGCCAUCAGAAAUUUUAGGAGUUUGAGCCUAUGAUUUCAAUUUACUUUUUUACAUAGCAAAAUUUGUGCCAUUUUCUCCAAGUGCCCUUUGUAUCAAGUUUUAUUUAGAAUCAAGCUUAAAAAAUGACUUAUGGCUAAUGAUUUUUAUAGCCUUUGUGAUAACUUUUUUAUCUAUUUAAUUUUUCAGUAUUGUUUAAUAAGACAUAGUUUGGAAGAACAAUAAGCUAUGUGUAGGGUGAGCUGAACCUAAAGAGUCAUAAGAUAGUAGCAUUUAAGGUAUCUGGGAAUUAAAAAAAAUUUUCAUUUCUAUCUUAAGAUUUGAAAUUAGCUUAACAGAAACAUAUCCCCACAUCUUAAACUCUCAAACAAAUUAAACAUAUGGCCAGAGGUAUAGAGUUGGUAUAGGAUGUGAAGGCUCAAGACGUAAUUUUCUAUGCCAGGUUAAGUAUCCUUUAAUAUCACUAAGGUACUGUGUUCCUGAAAUAUAAUUGUGGUUUCUAAUUUUAUAAUCAAAUUACGUUAACAUGAGUUGUUUAGCUUUUAAAUGAGUUGCUUUGUUUUAGGAAGGUGGUAUUAACCUAAUCAGUCUCUAUUCUUGAAAAAUUGAAAGAGUUCUGAAUUGAUACUGCCUGCUGUUUUCCUUUAGUGCUAAGUUUAUUUGUAUAUUACUCUGGAAUCAAGUAUUUUAAAUUGCC